AUGAGCCUCCCACAGCUCGGCGGCGCAGGAGGCCCUCAUACUCAACCCUCUCUACCUUCGCUACCAGCACAUCUCCAAUCCGACACGCAUCUUACUGCUCACCUCGCCAGUCGUUUCCAUGUCUCUCAUCCUACCGCUCGACUUUCCUCUCACGCCCUCAUCUCGCUCAACACUUACACAAACUCGUCAAAGGGUCCUGAUGGCGGCAAGGAGGGAAGCGCCAUGGCAGGCGCUGAGGAUAUUGCCGACCGUGCCUUUCUACGACUAGGACACAGAUCUGAAAACCAGGCAGUUGUAUUCCUUGGUGAAUCUGGUGCUGGAAAGUCUACCAUUCGAGCACACCUUCUUACUGCUCUCCUCAACAAAUCCUCGACACCUCUUUCCACCAAACUUUCUCUAGCCGCAUAUGUCUUUGACAGUCUCACAACUACAAAGACUGCUACAACACCGACUGCCUCAAAGUCUGGUCUGUUCUACGAGUUGCAAUAUGACACUUCGUCUACUACCAACCCCGUCUUGAUUGGUGGUAAGCUCCUUGACCAUCGUUUGGAGCGCAGCCGUAUUGCCGAUGUCCCCACAGGAGAGCGAAACUUCCACGUUCUCUACUAUCUCCUUGCGGGUACUAGUGAGGCUGAAAAGUCUCAUCUUGGCUUGGACGGUGGCUCCAACGCUGCUGGCACCACUCAGAAGCGUUGGAAGUAUCUUGGCCACCCUACUCAGCUCAAGGUUGGAAUCAACGACGCUGAGGGUUUCCAAGUCUUCAAGAACGCUCUCCGAAAGCUCGAGUUUCCCCGUGCUGAGAUUGCUGAAAUCUGCCAGAUCCUUGCCAGUAUCCUUCACAUCGGCCAGCUCGAGUUUGAGACAACUAGCCAGACCAGCGUGACUGGCGAUGACAGCGGUGGUUUCUCCCAUGAGGGUGGCACCACCAUUACUGCUGUCAAGAACAAGGAUGUUCUCAGCAUUGUUGCGGCCUUCCUUGGUGUGAGCGCUGCCGACCUUCAGACAACUCUCGGUUACAAGACCAAGAUGAUUCACCGAGAACGUGUUACGGUCAUGCUUGACCCUAAUGGUGCUCGUGCCCACGCAGGAGAGCUUGCCCGAACACUGUACUCUCUGCUUGUUGCAUGGAUCCUUGAGACUAUCAACCAGCGCCUUUGCGCCCCUGAGGAGUCUAUUGCUAACACUGUCUCCAUUGUCGACUUCCCUGGUUUCUGCCAGCAGUCUCCCACUGGAUCUGCCCUCGACCAGCUCCUCAACAAUGCCGCCACCGAGAGCAUUUACAACCUGACUCUUCAGAACUUCUUCGACCGUAAGGCCGAUAUGCUGGAGUCUGAAGAGGUUAGCGUUGCUGCUACCAGCUACUUCGACAACUCCGACGCUGUUCGAGGUAUUCUGAAGCCCGGCAACGGCCUCCUUAGCAUCCUCGACGACCAGACCCGACGCAACCGAACGGAUAUGCAGUUCCUUGAGGCCCUCCGAAGACGCUUUGACGGCAAGAAUGCUGCUAUCGAGGUUGGCUCUGCGCAAGCCAAGCUGCCUGGUAGCAACUUCAUGACCGAGAACACAUCCGCCUGCUUCACCGUCAAGCACUUUGCUGGUGAGGUUGACUACCCCGUCAAGGGUCUUAUCGAGGAGAACAGCGAGGUCAUCUCUGGUGAUCUUCUCAACAUGAUCAACGGCACCAAGAGCGAGUUCGUUGCUCGUCUUUUUGGCCAAGACGCCCUACAGACUGUCACUCACCCCACCGAGCGCACAACUGUCAUGCAGGCUACUGUCAGCUCAAAGCCCAUGCGAGCACCCAGUGUCAUGUCUCGUAAGACUCAUCGCACUGGCCGUCCCAGCACCGCCUACAAGCGCCAGCAACAAGAGGCUAUGGAGGAGCUUGAUCAGCAGAGCCAAGCUGGAGAGUCCAAGAAGAACUCCAAGAUAGUCCUGGAACAGGGAGCUUCGGGCCAGUUCCUUGCCUCUCUGGAUAAUCUUCAAAAGGCUGUUACAGAUCCCGGCACUAACUCAUACUUCAUCUUCUGCUUGAAGCCCAACGAUCGACGAAUUGCCAACCAGUUCGAUAGCAAGUGUGUUCGCAUGCAAGUGCAGACUUUUGGAAUUGCAGAAAUUAGCCAGCGCCUCCGAUCCGCCGACUUCAGUUUGUUCUUGCCCUUUGGCGAGUUCCUUGGCUUGACAGAUGCUGAGACAAUCUUGGUCGGUAGCGAACGAGAGCGUGCUGAGAUGGUUAUCGAAGAGAAGCAGUGGCCCCAAAACGAAGUCCGUGUGGGAGCCACUGGUGUGUUCCUUAGCGAACGCUGUUGGAUGGAGAUUGCCCAACUCGGAGAAGUCGUCUCUGUUGGUGGCCGAUAUGGUGGCCUACCUUCAUCGGAUGCUGGUGACGGUCUCACACCUGCUGAGUCUAUUCCUUACGGUGUCUCUAAGGAGAACCUGGUUUCUGGUGGCAACACCCCUCUCAUGUACGGUGAGAAGGCUAAGGGCGGCUACUUUACUGACGACACCCGCUCCGAGGCAGGUGUGUCUGCUUUUGGCGGAGGCGACAUGUUCAAGAACUUGGACACUCGUGAGCAGAUGGCUGAGCGAGGUAACGAGAAGUCACUCGAGGAGGUCGAAGAGUACAGAGACAAGCCCAGCAGAAAGCGUUGGGUUGCUCUGGUUUUCUUCCUCACAUGGUUCAUUCCCGAUUUCGCCAUCAGACUUAUCGGACGUAUGCCUCGUAAGGAUGUUCGUAUGGCUUGGCGUGAGAAGGUUGCUAUUAACAUGCUCAUUUGGUUGAUGUGUGCUAUUGCGGCCUUCUUCAUGGUUGGAUUCCCUAUGCUCAUUUGCCCCAAGCAGUUCGUCUACAGCGCUGGCGAACUCUCUUCUUACGACGGUGACAAGGGUAGCAAGGGCGCCUACGUUGCCAUUCGCGGAUUCGUCAUCGACCUCGAGAAGUUCAUUCCCAACCAUUACCCCGGUAGUGAUCUUGUCAGCGAGAACACUCUCAUGAAGUACGCUGGAAAGGACAUCACCCCUCUUUUCCCCGUCCAGGUCUCUGCUCUGUGCCAGGGUAAGGACGGUGCCAUUCCCCCUGAGGUUACUCUUGACAACCGUAACACCAACAUCACUGGUCAGCCUCAGCUUCUCGCACAGCGAGAUGUCGAUGUUAACUCUAUUUACCAUGACUUCCGAUACGGUACCAACGACAGCCGACCUGAUUGGUACUUCGAACAGAUGUACACCUUCAAGCAUGUUUACCUCAAGGGCAGAAUGGGUUACAGUCCCAAGUACGUUGAGAAGCUUGCCCGUGAUAGCGCUUGGAACAUUGUCACUAUCCAUGGAAAAGUCUACGAUAUGACCCAGUAUCUCAAGGGUGGUCUUCGAAUGAAGCCCAAGCCUGGCAAAGACGUGCCCAACAUUCCCGGUGCCACUGAGUUUAUGGAGGAUAGCGUGAUCCAGCUUUUCCGAAGUGCCAAGGGUCAAGAUGUCUCCAAGUACUGGGAUAACAUCAAGCUUUCCGCAGUUAAGAAGCAACGCAUGGAGACAUGUCUAAACAACCUAUUCUACAUCGGCGACUCUGAUACCCGAAACUCUACCCGCUGUCAAUUUGCCGAGUACUUCAUUUUGGCCAUCUCAGUCAUGCUUGCAUCUAUUCUGGUCUUCAAGUUCCUUGCUGCGCUACAGUUUGGUGGCAAGAAUGUACCCGAGAACCUUGACAAGUUCGUCAUGUGUAUGAUUCCCGCUUAUACCGAAGAUGAGGACUCUCUGCGCCGUGCCAUCGAUUCGCUUUCUCGCAUGAAGUAUGAUGAUAAGCGUAAGCUUCUUGUCGUUGUUUGUGACGGUAUGAUUAUCGGUCAAGGUAACGACAGGCCUACCCCUCGCAUUGUUUUGGAUAUUCUUGGUGUCUCUGAGACUGUCGACCCCGAGCCCCUCAGCUUUGAGGCUCUUGGUGAGGGUAUGAAGCAACACAACAUGGGUAAGAUCUACUCUGGUCUGUACGAAGUCCAAGGUCACAUUGUCCCCUUCAUGGUCAUCGUCAAGGUCGGCAAGCCUUCUGAGGUCUCUCGUCCCGGUAACCGUGGUAAGCGAGACUCUCAGAUGGUUCUCAUGCGCUUCCUCAACCGCGUUCACUACAACCUCGCCAUGAGCCCUAUGGAACUCGAAAUGUACCACCAAAUCCGCAACAUUAUUGGCGUCAACCCAACCUUCUACGAAUACCUGUUCCAAAUUGAUGCCGAUACUGUCGUUGCCCCGGAUUCAGCUACUCGCAUGAUCUCAGCCUUCAUCGACGAUACUCGCCUGAUUGCCUGCUGUGGUGAAACAGCUCUUACCAACGCCAAGGGCUCGUUCAUUACUAUGAUUCAGGUCUACGAGUACUGGAUUUCCCACAACUUGUCCAAGGCUUUCGAGAGUUUGUUCGGUUCCGUCACUUGUUUGCCUGGUUGUUUCUCCAUGUACCGAAUCAGAGCUGCUGAGACUGGCAAGCCCUUGUUCGUCAGCAAGGAAAUUGUCGAAGACUAUUCUACGAUUCGUGUUGAUACCCUCCACAUGAAGAACCUGCUCCACCUUGGUGAGGACAGAUACCUUACAACCCUGCUCCUCAAGUAUCACUCCAAGUACAAGACGAAGUACCUCUACAGCGCACAGGCUUGGACCAUUGCCCCCGACUCCUGGGCUGUGUUCCUGUCUCAGCGACGUCGUUGGAUUAACUCUACUGUGCACAACUUGGCUGAACUUAUCCCUCUUGCCGAGCUUUGCGGUUUCUGUUGUUUCAGUAUGAGAUUCGUCGUCUUCGUCGAUCUCCUGAGUACCAUCGUCCAGCCCGUUAUCGUUAUGUACAUUGUGUACCUGAUUUACCAGGUCGCUUCCAACCCCUCCGUCGUACCCAUUACAGCUUUCUUGUUGCUUGGUGCUAUCUACGGUCUGCAGGCCAUUAUCUUCAUCUUGCGCCGCAAGUGGGAGAUGGUUGGUUGGAUGAUUAUGUACAUUGCUGCCAUUCCCGUCUUCUCCUUCGGUCUGCCUCUUUACUCUUUCUGGCACAUGGAUGAUUUCAACUGGGGUAACACUCGUGUCAUUGCUGGUGAAUCCGGUAAGAAGAUCGUCGUUUCCGACGAAGGCAAGUUCGAUCCCAACUCGAUCCCUCGCAAGAAGUGGGAGGAGUACCAAGCCGAGCUCUGGGAGACCCAGACCCAGACUGCCCGCGACGAUGUCCGAUCCGAGAUUUCUGGCUACAGUUAUGCCACCAAGGCUCAAGGUCCCUUCUCUGAUUACGGUGGUGGUUACCAACCCAGCCGCCCUGGCUCUACUGCUGGUUUCGGUCACCAGAACAUGUCUCGCAUGUCACUGGCUCACUCUGAGAUGCCCGGUAACCGCAUGAGUCAGUUUGGUGGCUCACAAUUCUUCUCUCCUGAGGAGAUGGUUGGUAUGCCUAGCGAUGAUGCCCUCCUUGCCGAGAUCCGCGACAUCCUCAAGACAGCUGACUUGAUGACCGUCACCAAGAAGGGCAUCAAGCAAGAGCUGGAGAGACGCUUCAACGUUCCUCUAGACGCGAAGAGGGCCUACAUCAACUCUGCAACUGAAGCUUUGCUUUCCGGCCAACUAUAG
Molecule: messenger RNA, 5586 nt
Organism: Fusarium coffeatum
Lineage: Eukaryota; Fungi; Ascomycota; Sordariomycetes; Hypocreales; Nectriaceae
Exons: 3
Coding region: 1-5586 (1861 amino acids)
Cellular component (GO): cell periphery; cell septum; myosin complex
Molecular function (GO): cytoskeletal motor activity; ATP binding; chitin synthase activity
Source: RefSeq, a predicted model, not a curated record